GUUUCCAUCUAUAAAAAGCCAGUUGGCUGGGGACACUACACCAGACCCGAGUGACCACGCAGCCUGCUCUUCUCUGCGCACCAGGUGGCUCUCCUUCCUCCGAACGCUUGCCAAUUGCUCAAGGUCCAGCCUCUUGUGAACCAUGAGUUCCUACCAGCAGAAGCAGCCCUGCACCACACCCCCCCAGCUUCAGCAACAGCAGGUGAAACAGCCCUGCCAGCCUCCACCCCAGGAACAAUGUGUUCCCCAAACCAAGGAGCCAUGCCACCCUAAGGCUCCUGAGCCAUGCCACCCUAAGGCUCCUGAGCCAUGCCACCCUAAGGCUCCUGAGCCAUGCCACACCAAGGUUCCUGAGCCAUGCCACCCCAAAGUUCCUGAGCCAUGCCAAACCAAGGAUCCUGAGCCAUGCCACCCCAAGGUUCCUGAGCCAUGCCACCCUAAGGCUCCUGAGCCAUGCCAAACCAAGGAUCCUGAGCCCUGCCAACCCAAGGUUCUUGAGCCCUGCCACACCAAGAUUCCUGAGCCAUGCCAAACCAAGGUUCCUGAGCCAUGCCACCCCAAGGUUCCUGAGCCAUGCCACACCAAGGUUCCUGAGCCAUGCCAAACCAAGGAUCCUGAGCCAUGCCACACCAAGGCUCCUGAGCCAUGCCAAAUCAAGGAUCCUGAGCCCUGCCACACCAAGCUGCCAGAGCCAUGCCAAACCAAGGUUCCUGAACCAUGCCACCCCAAGGUUCCUGAACCAUGCCACCCCAAGGUUCCUGAGCCAUGCCACACCAAGGUUCCUGAACCAUGCCACCCCAAGGUUCCUGAGCCAUGUCCCUCAACGGUCAUCCCGGGACCAAUUCAGCAGACCAAGCAGAAGUAAUGUGGUCCUUGAUGCUGAAUCCCCUCGCCCAUUCUGCUUGAGUGCCAUUUUCCUUGUAAUCAGCAUGCUGUUACCCUGAGUUACAAUCCUCCCUCAGUUGCCCCCUAAAAAUAUGUGCUAUGAAGCCUUCCUUCCCAAACACUCCGGGCCUCUGAGCUUCUGAAUGAGGCUGAGAGUCUAGAUACCUUAGAACCCUAGUUUCAGCUCAGGAUUCAUCUGAAGAGGGACUUAAGGUGCAAAUAUGUGGAUCAGUUCUGUUCUGCCCCCAUUAAAUGCACUUUCCAUUUCA
Messenger RNA from Myotis lucifugus (little brown bat), 1154 nucleotides. Its product is annotated as cornifin alpha. Lineage: Eukaryota; Metazoa; Chordata; Mammalia; Chiroptera; Vespertilionidae. The transcript has 2 exons. The coding region runs from base 143 to 865 and encodes 240 amino acids. The record is from RefSeq and is a predicted model, not a curated record.